Molecule: messenger RNA, 772 nt
Organism: Camellia sinensis
Lineage: Eukaryota; Viridiplantae; Streptophyta; Magnoliopsida; Ericales; Theaceae
Source: RefSeq, a predicted model, not a curated record
CUCUCUCUCUCUCUCUCUCUCUCUGUUUUUACUCUGUUUUUCAAUUUUGAAAGCUUCUCUUUCUGUGCAGUAUCUGAAGAAAAAGGACCUGAAGUCUCUCUACGAAGCUUUACAGAAAGUAAAAGAAGAGUUGAUGCUGCUAGGGUUCAUUUCACUGCUUCUGACUGUACUUCAAAGUAGUAUUACCAAGAUAUGUGUGAAGGAGGGCUUGACCCAUCACUUCCUUCCUUGUAAAUUAGUCUCCGAAGGAGGAGAGUCUUCUUCUAAUUCAACUGGAGCAACUUCCCAUUAUCAACGUUUGCUAGCUGAAGCAACUUCAGGGACUGGUUACUGUGCCGGAAAGAAGAUGGUCCCAUUGUUGUCUGUUGAAGCAUUGCAUCAUCUACAUGUCUUUAUCUUCGUGCUAGGCUUUGUCCAUGUGACAUGUACUGUUCUCACUGUUGUAAUUGGAACGGCAAAGAUACGUCAAUAUCAAGAAAUCAAGACAAAAAGAUUGCAUAAGUGUAUCAGGCCAAGAACAGUGGUAGAAAGCAACAGACAUGUGAACAGUGCGAGUGUUCAAGACAUGGAUAAAGAGCAAAAUUAUGAAAUAAACAUGUUUAGAUACAUGAUUCGCAAAUCAAAUAUUCGAGUAAAACAGCAAUGGCGACUAAAUGAUAAAACAGAAUUUUAUGGAACACGACAAGAACUGAAAACCAAGAGGAAUGAUGACUUACCAGAGAAAAGAAGCCGAUGCUUGAGAUCGCCGAAGUCAGAAGAACGGUGGCGGUAA